AUGGAAGACAUUCAAUCUCCAAGAAAACGUAAUCCUCAAGAAAAGUUUGUGUCAUCUGGCCAAAGAAUAUUGAUUAUAAAUGCAUACAAACACUAUAUUACCCAAAACCCAAACGCUAAAAUGGUUCAUCUAAAAAAAGUUUUAUCAGAACAACUGGGAAUUGGAAUUGGAACUAUUUAUCAAACAAUUUUGGAGUACAAACGGUCCAAAACAAUUUCAUCUCCUAAUAGAACCAAAAAGUUUAUAAAUGUGAAGGAUAAGGUAGAUGAUUUUGAUAAAUAUGCAAUAAGACGGAAGAUACAUAAAUUUUGGUGUGACCGCGAGUUCCCGACGUUAGACAAAAUACUCCAAGUUGUUAACGAAGAUGAGGACUUACCUGAUUUCUCUCGUACCUCAAUGUACAGAUUAGUAAAAUCUAUGGACUUUGUGUACGUGAAACAAGGCCGUAAUAGCGCUUUAAUAGAAAAAACUGAAAUCGUCGAUUGGCGGAGGCGAUAUUUAAGGGCAAUACGGCGAUAUCGAGAGGAGGGUCGGCCAAUAUAUUAUUUGGACGAAACUUGGGUCAAUGCUGGUGACGUUCCAUACAAAGUUUGGUGCGAUAAAUCGGUCAAAUCAGCGAGAGAUGCGACUUCAAAGGGCCUUACAACCGGUGCAGUAAAACCAAGUGGAAAGGGGAAACGUCUUAUUGUUUGCCAUAUUGGUUCUGAAGAUGGUUUCGUCCCUGACAGUUUGUUAUGCUUUGAGUCUAAAAAAAACACUCAAGACUAUCACGAUGAAAUGAAUGGUGAAUGUUUUCGUGAAUGGUUGGAAAGUGUUUUGCCAAGACUCAAAGAUAACGCUGUUAUUGUUAUGGAUAACGCCCCUUAUCAUUCCGUAAAACAAGAGAAAUGCCCAAAUGUAAAUACAAGGAAAGCCGAUAUUAUUGCGUGGCUCGAGAGCAAAGGAGAGGUUGUUGAUAGGUCUAUGGUUAUUCGAGAACUGAUUCCGAUUGUCAAUAGACUGAAGCCAAUGUACAACAAAUACGUCAUAGAUGAAAUGGUCAAGUCACACAAUAAAGAUAUACUUCGAUUACCACCAUAUCAUUGCGAGUUCAACCCGAUUGAGCUCGCAUGGUCCAGUAUAAAAAAUUAUGUAAGAAAGAAUAAUACCACUUUCAAGCUGCAUGAUGUCAAUCGAUUAUUAAUUGAAGGCAUCCAAAGGGUAGAUUCUGAGAUGUGGAAAAAUUUUAUUAAACAUGUGGUUGACGAGGAAGAUAAAUUAUGGAAAAUGGACAUCGUUGUUGAUGAGUUGACGGCUGAACAAGAACCAUGUGUUUUAAAUCUGGGCCCCGAUGACUCGGACUCAGAAUCUGACUCUGACUCACAAUCGGACUUGGACUCAGAUAACGAUAUCAGACCUCUUUCAGACUAG
Messenger RNA from Macrosiphum euphorbiae (potato aphid), 1410 nucleotides. NCBI's taxonomy places the organism in Eukaryota, Metazoa, Arthropoda, Insecta, Hemiptera, Aphididae. The record is from the annotation of a GenBank genome assembly.